Polyodon spathula (Mississippi paddlefish) is the source of this 2105-nucleotide messenger RNA. RefSeq names its product metallophosphoesterase MPPED2. Bases 377 to 1261 code for a protein of 294 amino acids. The record is from RefSeq and is a predicted model, not a curated record. Gene Ontology annotation, molecular function: hydrolase activity. The transcript has 7 exons. Lineage: Eukaryota; Metazoa; Chordata; Actinopteri; Acipenseriformes; Polyodontidae.
CUCGGGCUCCUUUCUCCCAGAUCGAGGCUGCUCUCUCUCUCUCUUCUCUCUCUCUCUCGCUCUCUCCCUCUCUGUGUUUCUGCCUGUGUCUCAUUUCCACUCGAGCUAGCCGAGGGUCCCUUAGGGUCGAAGGUUCUGCCCUGCCUGAUCCAACCUCAACCUUCCAGCCUCCCAAAUCGGCAUUCAUUCUCCAUGGAUCGGCGUCUCUAACAACGGAGAGGGCAACCCUGGGACACAUUACAGCCACAGGAAAGAUUGUGGCGUGGUUUUGAAGCUGGUCGUCCUUUUUAGUUUCUGAAUUGGGAUUCUGAACUAUGCCUGCUGCAGUAAUUUGUCCUGGAUACUUGUGAAUUGCUCAUGUCCAAAAGACGGAAGGAUGGCUCAUGGCAUUCCAUCCCAGGGCAAAGUUACCAUCAGCGUGGAUGAGUACAGCGCCAACCCUACCCAGGCCUUUACCCACUACAACAUCAACCAGAGCCGAUUCCAGCCCCCUCAUGUGCACAUGGUGGACCCGACCCCAUACGACACUCCGAAACCUGCAGGCCACACACGCUUCGUCUGUGUCUCUGACACACACUCCCGAACAGAUGGCGUCCAGAUGCCGUAUGGGGAUGUCCUCCUUCACACAGGCGAUUUGACUGAGCUGGGACUGCCCUCCGAGGUUAAGAAGUUUAACGACUGGUUAGGAAGCCUUCCUUACGAAUUCAAAAUAGUAAUUGCUGGAAACCAUGAGCUGACGUUUGAUAAGGAGUUCAUGUCGGAGCUGGUGAAGCAGGAUUACUACCGCUUUCCGUCUGUCUCCAAGUUGAAACCAGAGGAUUUUGACAAUGUUCAGUCACUCCUGUCGAACUGUUUAUAUCUGCAAGACUCUGAGGUGACAGUGAAAGGAUUUCGAAUAUACGGGGCACCUUGGACGCCUUGGUUCAAUGGUUGGGGUUUUAAUCUUCCGAGAGGUCAGUCUCUAUUGGACAAAUGGAACCUCAUUCCAGAGGGCAUUGAUAUCCUCAUGACCCACGGACCUCCACUUGGUUUCCGAGACUGGGUUCCAAAGGAAUUACAGAGGGUCGGCUGUGUGGAGCUCUUGAACACUGUGCAGAGGCGGGUGAGGCCCAAGCUCCAUGUGUUCGGAGGCAUCCAUGAAGGUUAUGGGAUAAUGACAGACGGUUAUACAACAUAUAUAAAUGCUUCAACCUGUACAGUCAGUUUUCAGCCAACCAAUCCACCCAUCAUAUUCGACCUCCCAAACCCACAAGGACCCUGAGGCACUAACCCACAUCAGGGAGCGUCUAGAAACUACCAGUUUUUUUCUAAAAAAAAAUAAGUCCAAUGAAUCUUACUAAAUGUUUCUUUCCAAAUUAUUUGGUAUUUUGUAAACUGCUGGUACAAUUUUAAAUAUUAUUUAAAAAAAAAAAAAAAAAAAAAAAAAAGGAUAAAUGUCAUGCUGUUGAAAAAUGGAUUGGCUCUUUAAAAUGAAGCUUUGUGAAUUUGUAUACCUACCAUAUAUAUUUUAUUUGCAUUUAGCUAGAUAAAUUGUUAAAUGCAGUUGUAAUAUGUUAACUACCCCUUACAGGACAAUUUGGCUUUCAUUUGGAGGCGAAGAACACUGCCUUAAACCAGCUGUACAUUAAACAUGAAUUCCCUGUCCUUGUAGUAAAAUACUUUUUAAAGUCUUGCUAUUUAUUUAUUACCAGAUGAAUCAGAAAUGAAUUAGAAAUGAACUUGUUCUUCAAGUAAAACUCAAAGCGCAAAGUUCAUAUCAAGAAGAAUAUGGAUGAUUAAUUUGUCUGUAAAUGGAUAACCUUAAUUAUACUAAACAUAGAGUAGCAUUGGAAGCUGAGAUGUGUUUUCGGUCACCACUGUGCUUCUCAAUCUAUUGUUUGUAUUUUGUCGUUCAGCUGUGACUCAUCUGAUUGCAGUUCCGCAGUUCAACAAAAUUACAACUUCUUUUGAGUUGCAAUUUAAAACCUCCUAUUUCCAUUUUGAGUCAACUGGCAUACUUACUGUACAACCUGACAGAAAACUAAUUGCUAAGCUUAAAUGCUUCUCUCUCUCUCUCUCUCUCUCUCUCUCUCUCUCUCUCUCUCUCUCUCUCUCUCUCUCUCUCU